Messenger RNA from Zychaea mexicana, 1158 nucleotides. RefSeq lists its product as uncharacterized. The coding region runs from base 209 to 991 and encodes 260 amino acids. The record is from RefSeq and is a predicted model, not a curated record. Gene Ontology annotation, cellular component: plasma membrane. Lineage: Eukaryota; Fungi; Mucoromycota; Mucoromycetes; Mucorales; Lichtheimiaceae. The transcript has 6 exons.
CUAUAUUUAUUAAUAAAGUUGUAAUAUUUGGUAAGAGAGCCUUUUUCGGUAAGUUUUGGUUGAUCCAAGUGUGGAGAAAUAGUCCGUCGUCACACAAGAUGUAGCCUAGUAGAAAGUUUUUUUUGGGUACUCUUGAGUGUGCGUUUUAUCCUUUUCUUCCUUUUUCUCCAAUUUAUUAUCCUUGUAAAUACAUUUAAAAAGGCAGUAUAUGCACUUGAAAAUGACUUCAAGCUCAUCGUCAAUUACAUCGACAGUCCGGUGCAGUAAUAGCAGCAAUAUGAAUGUUGCAGAAGAACAACAAGAGAUGAGGAGCAAUGAAUUAGCAGCAUCGAUAGCAAACACACAUCGGCAGCCAAGCACGCAGGCGAUCUACCCAGACCAGCACAUUGAAGAUAUCGACGUCGAAGCAUUAUCAAUUCGAGAAGCGACAAAAGUAGAAACAAAAAGCAACAACAGCAUCAUUACCACCGACGACGACAACGACACCAAACCAAAGACUGCCGCUAAUAAUAACAGCACGGUAGAUCGGAUAUUCGCCCAUCCACUUUUUCCAAUACUGUUAUUAGUGGCUGCGGGUUCAGCAGUUUCAUUUCAAUCAGGAAUGAAUGCUGCAAUGAGAGCUACUGCUGGACGCGCCUUUUCAUCAGUGACCAACUUUACAACGGGAUCGCUUGCAUGUUUGCUACUCUUUGCACUAGACCUUUUAAUCCUUCGUACACGUCCUCCACGCUCUAGUACUAUCAAAGACGCGCCAUGGUACGCAUGGAUGGGCGGUGUGUUAGGAACUUACUACAUCCUUGUAAAUAUCUUUCUUGUGCCCGUUCAUGGAGCUGGAACCGUGCUCAGUAUCUUUGUCUGCUCACAGGUGAUCUCGGCAUGCAUCAUGGACCAUUUUGGCUUGACGGGCAUCAAAAAACGGCGCUAUUCGAUAUGGAGAAUGCUGGCGUCGUUAGGGUUGAUCGGAUGUGUUGCUGUGAUCACCUUGUUUUAAUAGUCUGGCUUCUAUAUAAAAAGGGUUAUUCGGGAAGGGGGGGGUGAGGAACGACCCAGUUGGGUAAUCGAGAAUCUUCCAUUAAAAGUACUCGGAAUCUCAAAUCGCGAUAAUGUACGACGUUGAAGUAACUCCCCGCCUUUCUUAUCAGGUCAUGCUUUCUGCCU